Prunus persica (peach) is the source of this 1121-nucleotide messenger RNA. RefSeq lists its product as uncharacterized. Lineage: Eukaryota; Viridiplantae; Streptophyta; Magnoliopsida; Rosales; Rosaceae. The transcript has 2 exons. The record is from RefSeq and is a predicted model, not a curated record. Bases 177 to 905 code for a protein of 242 amino acids.
UAGCAAGCAAGCACGAGGGCUAACAUUGGAAGUUUAAGGCCCAGAAGCACUGUUUUCCAGCUGCCCCGAUAUUGAGGAACUCGCUAACGCAAUCAAGAAUCUGCUGCUUCAACGGCUCCUCUCUCUCCUUAGAGGCAGAAAAGGAAACCUAUUCUCUUGAUCACAGACACACAGAGAUGAAGAUCUCCCUCAGGUUUCAAGAAGACCAACCAGAGUUCCAAAACCAGCAAAACCCACUGAUAAAGGCAAAGGAGCUUAGGUUGGAGCCUUGCGGUGGCAAAAAUGGGGCUGUGAACAGUGAAUUUAGGGAUAAUUGUGGAGCUCAUUUGAAUGGUGGGUCUGUGGCAGAGAAGCCAUUGGCUUGGAAAAAUGGUGGGAAAGAUGGGCUUUUUUCUGGAAUUGCUGUGAUGGCAAGGACAGUGUUGCCAGUGACAAAAAGUGUGGUAAUGAAUAUGCGAUGGGGUGUGAAUCUUCCACCAAAGUUUGGCAAAGCAAUGCCGUAUUUAACACUUAAUAAAAUCGGUAUUGAGAGAGUUGAGGAGGUAAAGGCAGAGGAGGAGAAGGGUACUGAUAGUAGUAAUGUGGGUGAUUUUGAAUUGUUAAAGGGGAUGUGCUUUUGGAUGAGAAGGGAUUUGGAGGUCAUGGAGAAGGAAAAUAAGGAGAUGAAGCACAGGUUGGAGGAGAUGAAGUCGGGAGUUUCUAGGAAGCAUUUUAGAGGGGAGAGUGAUUCUGUUGGGAAGAGAGUUUCACCUCCUUUGGAUGAGACUUCUGGCGGGUUCGAACAGUGGAGAAACAAGAAGAAAGUCAGAGAAGAGAAUGCGAGAACAGAGGCGAAAAAGUCCACCGAUUCUGCUAGUGAUUUGGAAUCUGAAUUGCAAAGAGCUAUCAAGGCUGCUACCAUUUAGCAAGGUUCGAGAUAUAUGUAAUGUAGAAUUAUUGCUUUGCUUUGAAAUGUAUAGGUAAAUUAUAUCUCUGCUGUCUUCGGGGUUGAUUGCCUUGAUUAAUUUUUCAGGGUAGUUUAAACUUAUUCACUAAACAUUGGAAAUCUGUUGGAACUUGUAAGUAUCGCAUCAAUGGAGUUUAUCUCUUAUGAAGAGAAGGGAAUUUAUGUUUUAUUUCAA